UUUCUUUCGUUGUCGAGGGGUGGGAGUAAUAGAGUGACUGCUUCCGGGUUGCUGGGUGACCUUGAACCUUUGGGAGAAAGAUGGCGAAUCUCUGGCGGCUGGGUGUCCUGUGUGGUGCGCAAGGAGGCCGAGCUCUGUUUCUCCGAAUUCCAGUAGUCAGACCUGCUUAUGUCUCAGCAUUUCUCCAGGACCAACCUACCCCAGGACAGUGUAGAACACAGCACAUUCACCUGUCACCCAACCACCAUGCUGGUUCCAAGGCUUCAUCUCUCCACUGGACUGGUGAGAGGGUGGUCAGUGUUUUGCUCCUGGGCCUAAUUCCAGCUGCUUAUUUGAAUCCCAGCUCUGCGAUGGACUACUCCUUGGCUGCAGCCCUCACGCUCCAUAGUCACUGGGGCCUUGGACAAGUGGUUACUGACUACGUUCACGGAGAUGCUUUGCAGAAAACCGCCAAGGCAGGAGUUUUGGCCCUGUCAGCUUUAACCUUUGCUGGGCUGUGUUAUUUCAACUAUCAUGAUGUGGGCAUCUGCAAAGCUGUUGCCAUGCUGUGGAAGCUCUGACCUUUUUGACUUAAUACCACGAGAAUUGAUUGUACACCUCUUUGCCUCUGCUCUGUCAUGCCAUUGAACUCACAAUAAGGAGGAAGUAACAGAUAAGUCCAUUGGUGAGACACACCUCUUCUCCUAAUCGCCUGGUUAUUUUUAGAAUUCAGUCUUUGAGGAAAAGGUUUGAGAGAAAUUGUAUCCAAGUAAUUUGGGGACUGAGUUCCUUGUUCUGGUGAGUUUAUGGGGUUGUCUCCCAGCUUCUCACAAGACUCAGCAUAACUAAACAUUGCAUAUGAGCUUUUGCCUGUUAGCUUUUCAGAUUCUUAAAGGGAAUUCAGCUUUAUUACUAUCAAUACCUGAUCAAACGUCUAUGUUUGUCCUGGGAAGGAUGGUGAAAGGGAAAGACUGUUCAUUCACAAGUAAAAGACUUUGCAGAAAAUCAGUCCGUGUUUAAUUUUUGAAAACUUCCCUCUCUGUUAUACCAGUUAUUAAUGGUUACAUGUCCUAGGAAAAUUUUAAAGUUAGGAAAUCCUGCUCUUUGACAUUACUCGUUUCUAACGCUUGGGAGGAGGAGCCUGGAGAGCUUCUGAGUGUAGAAAAAUUCCAUGUAGGGAAGAGGUACCCUUAUAGAUGUAUCAAAAUAUUACAGAUUCUGAACUGAGACUUAAUCCUCAAAUGUGUUUAUUUUACUUGUCCUAAUGUUCUACAAAUAUAAAACUGUAAGUAAUAAAUUGUUAUUUUCCCACUGUAGGAAUCUCUAAUGUGAAAAUGUAUUCUAUGAAAUAAAGUUUUUUUAAAAAUAAAA
Herpailurus yagouaroundi (jaguarundi) is the source of this 1350-nucleotide messenger RNA. RefSeq names its product succinate dehydrogenase complex subunit D (gene SDHD). Gene Ontology annotation, cellular component: mitochondrial envelope; respiratory chain complex II (succinate dehydrogenase); membrane. Gene Ontology annotation, biological process: tricarboxylic acid cycle; mitochondrial electron transport, succinate to ubiquinone. Lineage: Eukaryota; Metazoa; Chordata; Mammalia; Carnivora; Felidae. The record is from RefSeq and is a predicted model, not a curated record. The transcript has 4 exons. Bases 81 to 560 code for a protein of 159 amino acids. Gene Ontology annotation, molecular function: heme binding; ubiquinone binding.